Messenger RNA from Rotaria sordida, 2007 nucleotides. NCBI's taxonomy places the organism in Eukaryota, Metazoa, Rotifera, Eurotatoria, Philodinida, Philodinidae. The record is from the annotation of a GenBank genome assembly.
AUGGCUUUACAUGAAGCUUUAAUAGCUUUACAAACUGGAUGUAGUGGUUUAUUAACAUUAAAACAAGAUGAUCCUUAUUUUAAAAAACGUCUUCCAACAAUUCCAUAUGUUCAUCAAGGUGAAUUAGAAAUUUUAGAUCGACUUACACAACUUGGUCAACAUUAUCGUACACUUGAUGAAUAUAUUCAAAAUAUUUUUAAAGAUAAAAAAAGUGGUUUAUAUAUAUUAAGUUUUGCUUUUGAAUUACGUUCAAUUCUUCAAACAUAUCUUAAUUGUUUAAAACAACUUGAACAUGAAUGUCUUAUUGAUACAUCAUUAACAUUAUCACAUCUUUUAAUAUCAUUAACUGAUUAUAAUCUUUUAUUUCCUUCACUUGUUUCAUUAAUAAAUAAACUUCAAACAAAUGGUUAUCGUGGUUGUCAAAUUCUUGAUAUUAUACGUCGUUAUACAUUAGAUGGUAAUAUAAUACUUUCAUCAACAAUGAAAAAAUUAUUAUGUUCAUGUCAUAAGAUAUUUAUUAAACAAAUAACAUCAAUAUUAACACGUGGACAAAUUUAUGAUGAAUAUGAUGAAUUUUUUAUUGGAUUAAAUAAUAAUAUUAAUAUUGAAGCUAUGGGUAUGACAACACCAAGUAUAUCACGUAUGACAUCAACAAUAACAAGUCGAUCACAUUCACCAGAUAGAGAUAAACAAUUUAAUUUACAAAUGCCUCAACAAAAUCCUACAAUAACACCUGGUUAUAGUCAAUAUCAAUUAAUACCUGAUAUGCUUCCAUCAUAUAUUCCACUUCAAUUAGCUGAUAAAAUUUUAUUUAUUGGUGAAUCAUGGCUUAUAUUAAAAACAAAUGAUGAAGAUAAUGAUAAAAAUUUUUUAUCAAUAAAUUCAAUUGAUUAUGAUGAACAAAAUCAUCGUGUACAACAACAAUUAUAUGCAUUAACACUUUCGGAUGAUUUUAAUAUAUUUGAAUUAGAACGUAUUAUUGAAUAUACAAGAAUUGAUUUAUCAUUAACAUUAAGAAAUUUAUUUGUUGAUCGUUUUCAUUUAUGUAAUGAACUUGAACAAAUUCGAGGUUUUUAUUUAAUUGAACAUGGUGAACUUUUUUCAUUAUUUGUUAAUCGUACAAAUCAAUUAUUAUUAAAUAUUAAAAAAUCUACAAAUGCUAUUGAAAAUGAUAUAAAUGAAAUUUUUAAACAAUGUUUAAAUGAUUUACAUUUAGAAACUAUAUUAACAAAUGUUGAUAAAUUUAAAUUUAAACUUAAUUUUUCACAUAAUGAUAAUUCUACACAAGAAACAAGUACAGGAUGUCGUCGUUUAUUAUCUCGAGUUCAAGGUAUAUCAGAUAAUUCUAAUAAUUCAUUUGAUUUUUGGUCAUGUGGUUGGGCAAAUUUAUCAAUUCAAUAUAAUGUUAAAUAUCCAAUGAAAGCAUUUUUUAGUGAAAAUUCCAAACAACGUUAUAAUGAUAUAUUUCAUUUAUUAAUUAUUUUACGUUAUGUUCAAAAUGAAUUAAAUAAUUUAUGGUUAAUAUUAAAAAAUCAACAUAAAAAUUCUUUAAUAUUGCAUUUAAGAAAUGCAAUGUCUUUUUUUAUAAAUAAUUUUCAAUAUUAUAUUCAAAUUGAUGUAUUAGAAUAUAAAUAUCAACAAUUAAUACGUUCAAUAUUAUCAAGUACUGAUUUUCAAAAAAUUAAAUAUUUACAUGAAGUAUUUUUAUCUGAUAUUCAACAACAUUCAUUUAUGCUUUUAGCAACAGCAUAUCAAUCAAUAAGAAAUAUUUUAUCAAUAUGUGUUUCAUUUUGUUUAACAGCAAAACAACAAGAAAAUAAUAAUAAUUUUGAUGAAAAUAUUUUACGACAAUUUGGACGAGAUUUUAAUGAUGAAAUAAGACUGUUAUUUGGAAUAUUAGGAAUGGUUCAAAAACAUAAUGCUUUACCACAUUUAGGUGUUUUCUUAACAAGACUUGAUUUCAAUAGAUUUUUAACAAAUAAUAAUGGAUCAUUUGGAGAAUUCUAA